This is a messenger RNA of Carassius gibelio (silver crucian carp), 2410 nucleotides long. RefSeq names its product N-acetylglucosamine-6-sulfatase-like. NCBI's taxonomy places the organism in Eukaryota, Metazoa, Chordata, Actinopteri, Cypriniformes, Cyprinidae. Gene Ontology annotation, molecular function: glycosaminoglycan binding; N-acetylglucosamine-6-sulfatase activity. Bases 244 to 1881 code for a protein of 545 amino acids. The transcript is spliced from 14 exons. The record is from RefSeq and is a predicted model, not a curated record. Gene Ontology annotation, biological process: glycosaminoglycan metabolic process.
CGGCUCUGGUUGGGCGUUAGUCUUCAGGCGAAUUAGCGAAUCCUACUAUGUUGUAAGCUUGGCUUAUUAAUAUAAAUUAGGCUACGUGACUAGACGCCACAAGAGGUAAUCAACCAACGUCAGAAUGUGUAAUUAAUAUUCAUGAGGCAAAAACGUCGCCAUAGUAUGACUCGUAAUUUGGAAGGCAAGCUAACUGCUUCAUAUUUCAUUCUUUUAUCGCAAGAAAAGGUUCUCAUUUAGGCCAUGGCUUUAUUUGAUUUUAAUUCGGCGUCAAAGAUGGGUUCGUCUCCGUUAGUAAUAUUACGUUUUAUUCUCAUCUGCGUCACUUUGCAUUGUAACAAUGCUAGAAUGAAUCCCAGACCGAAUAUAGUUUUAAUCCUGACUGAUGAUCUAGAUGUCUCUAUUGGCGGAAUGAUGCCUUUAGUGAAGACUAAAAAGCUGAUAGGUGAUGCUGGGAUAACCUUUACAAACACGUUUGUCGCCAGUCCCCUUUGCUGUCCCAGCCGGGCGAGCAUCCUGACGGGCAAAUAUCCUCACAACCAUCAUGUGGUCAACAACACACUGGAGGGCAAUUGCAGCAGCACUGCAUGGCAGAAGACCCAAGAGCCGGAAACUUUCCCUGCUUUCCUUCAGAAACACGGCACAUAUCAGACUUUCUUUGCUGGGAAGUAUCUUAAUGAGUACGGCAGUAAAAAAGCAGGAGGUGUGGAGCAUGUUCCUCUGGGAUGGGAUCACUGGUUCGCCUUGGAGAGAAACUCCAAAUACUACAACUACACACUGUCAGUGAACGGCAGGGCGCAGCGGCACGGACAGAUCUACAGCGAGGAUUACCUUACAGAUGUUCUGGCCAAUAUUUCCAUUGACUUCCUGGAAAGCAAAUCUAACCGCAGGCCUUUCUUCAUGAUGGUGUCCACACCGGCCCCGCACUCGCCCUGGACGGCCGCUCCUCAGUACGACAGCAGUUUCCCCAACGUUAAGGCACCAAGAGACCCUAACUUUAACAUACACGGGAAGGACAAGCACUGGCUCAUCAGACAAGCAAAAACACCCAUGACAAACUCCUCAGUGGAGUUCUUGGAUGACGCUUAUAGAAAACGGUGGCGCACUUUAUUAUCAGUAGAUGACCUGGUGGAGAAGGUGGUGGGAAAGUUGGACGUCAGUGGAGAGCUUAGCGACACCUUCAUUAUUUUUACCUCCGACAAUGGGUACCACACAGGCCAGUUUUCUCUUCCGAUGGACAAGAGGCAACUCUAUGAAUUUGAUAUCAGAGUUCCUCUUCUGGUGCGAGGGCCUAAUAUCAAACCCAACCAGACAAGCCCGUUUCUUAUAGCAAAUGUGGAUUUGGGUCCAACAAUUCUGGACAUCGCAGGAUAUAACGUCAAUGAAACUCAGAUGGACGGGAUGUCAUUUCUUCAUAUCAUGGCUGGGAAAGGAAACCGCAGCACGUGGAGAUCUGAUGUACUGGUGGAAUAUGAGGGAGAGGGAAGCAACAUCUCAGACCCAGCCUGCCCUCUGCUGGGCCCCGGGGUCUCGGAGUGCUUUCCUGACUGUGUGUGUGAAGACUCGUACAAUAACACGUACGCCUGUGUUCGUACAGUGUCACAGGCCGCCAACUUACAGUACUGUGAAUUCGACGAUAACCAGGUGUUUGUGGAGGUCUAUAACCUGACAGCAGACCCGUUUCAGCUGAGUAACAUCGCCAGGAGCAUCGAUCAGGAAGUCCUGGAGAAGAUGAACCACCGUCUCAUGAUGCUGCAGUCGUGCUCGGGACAGUCCUGCAGAACGCCAGGCGUCUACGACUCCCAGUUUAGGUUUGAUCCUCAGUUAAUGUUCAGCAGCCUUGUGCCACACAGAAACAAGCGACGACAGACGCUGACGUAGACGUGGAGAGAUUGACAGGAAGAAGACUAAUGGAGGGAAAGAAUAAAGGACACUGAAAAACAAGCCCUGUUGUUGCCUUUAUAUCCUGACGUUACCCCAAAGACGCCCAGUCCCUCCUCCUCUGAUGAGGUCAUCAGGGUGCGCCCGGGGUACCAGACACACCACAGACGGGGCGACCUUCAUCCCCUCCAGCUCUCAUUCUCAUCGGAUCCUCACAAACUGCCAGCUGACACACAUCAUGAUCUGUUUGCUGCUUUAACAAUAACACAAAUAAUUGUGUUUCUUUUAAUUUGAUUCAUUUUGAAGAUUUCCUUUUACUUUUUCUUUAAGCACAUACACCAUUUUGAACUUUAAGCUCGAAUUUUGUAAUGCACUUAAAUUGCCAGAUGUGUCUGAAACAUUGCUCUCCACAUAUCUGGUUAUAAAAAUAUUUACAACUGCACUAAGCCUGCCUUUUAUGAUAUACAUCUAUAUCGGAAGCUUGUUUUUGGAUACGGGUUAAAUAAUAAAAAAGGUAAUUGCAACUUUC